UUGCGCCAGUUCCACCUUAAAGCAUCACCUAAGAAAUGCGUCUUCGCUAGAAACCAAAUUACCUUUUUAGGCCACGUCAUAAAUGAGAAUAGCUACUCCCCGGCGGAAGCAAAUACCAGAGCGGUUCGCGAGUUCCCUACGCCCCGUAACGUUAAAGAGGUAAAACGUUUCCUUGGGAUGGUAGGAUUCUUUAGAAAAUUCAUACCUAUUUUCGCAAAUAUCGCUGAACCAUUAACCUGGCUUACUCGGAAAGACAAUAAAUUUCAAUGGACGGAUCAGCAGGAAUCUGCCUUCAUAACUUUGCGUGACGCGCUCAUUCAGAGACCAAUAUUAGGGUUCCCAAAUUAUGAAAAACCUUUCCACAUUUUUACAGAUGCCAGUGCGGUAGCACAGGCAGGCGCAUUGAUGCAAGAGUUUGAAGAAAGUCAAAAACGAUUUUACGCAGUGGCAUACUGCAGUCGUACGCUAAGUGACACCGAACGCAGGUGGCCGGCAGUUCAAAUCGAGCUAGGUGCAAUUAUAUAUGCGUUG
Haemonchus placei is the source of this 531-nucleotide messenger RNA. NCBI's taxonomy places the organism in Eukaryota, Metazoa, Nematoda, Chromadorea, Rhabditida, Trichostrongylidae. The record is from the annotation of a GenBank genome assembly.